Molecule: messenger RNA, 1873 nt
Organism: Propithecus coquereli (Coquerel's sifaka)
Lineage: Eukaryota; Metazoa; Chordata; Mammalia; Primates; Indriidae
Gene: BPIFB2
Product: BPI fold containing family B, member 2
Exons: 16
Coding region: 190-1563 (457 amino acids)
Molecular function (GO): lipid binding
Source: RefSeq, a predicted model, not a curated record
GGCCGUGUUUGCAGGGAAAACACUUGCGACCACAAGCAAACCUGCCACUCCUCGGGUCCCUUCCCAGUGGCCCUGUGUACCAGGGAGCCUCAUAUAGCAGCCUCCACACCUGUCCACCUGGGGCAGACAGCUCGCCUGCUCACAGAGCCGCCCGAGACCACAGAUCCUGGGGCAGCGGCCAGGGCAGCCAUGGCUGGGGCGCUUGGGCUGGGCCUGCUGCUGGCGCUGCUGCCGGUGGUCAGCGCCUCCAUGCCAGGCACCGUGGUCAGACUCAACAAGGCGGCGCUGAGCUAUGUGUCUGAAAUCGGGAAAGGCCCUCUCCAGCGGGCUCUGCAGGUCACUGUCCCGUAUUUCCUGGACCGGAGUGGAGAGGUGCUUCAGCCCACCAGGAUCCAGAUUCUGAAUGUCCACGUGCCCCAAUUCCACCUGAAAUUCAUUGCUGAUUUUGGGAUUCGCUUGUCGGCAGCAGCCAAUUUUACUUUUAAGAUCUUUCGUGUCCCAGAGCCCCUGGAGCUGACGCUGGCUGUGGAACUGCUGGCUGAUGCCCGCGUGGCCCAGAGCUCCAUCGGGACCCCCGUGAUCAGCACCUCUUACUGCUUCCCACUCCUAGGCCGCUCCAGCGAUUUCGAUGACAGCAACAGCACCUCCCGAGCGCUGCUGGUGCCGGUGCAGGAGCACAUUAAAGCCGUCUUGAGUAACAAGCUGUGUCUGAGCGUCGCCAGCCUGGUGCAGGAACUCAACGUCCACCUGGGCACGUUAAUCGGCCUCAACCCCGUGGGUCCUGAGUCCCAGAUUCGCUACACCAUGAUCAGCGCGCCCACGAUCACUAGUGACUACAUUUCCUUGGAUAUCAGUGCUGUUCUCUUCCUGCUGGGCAAGCCCAUCGUCCUGCCCAGGGAUGCCACCCGCUUUGUGCUGCCGCAGCAUGUGCGCACUGAGGACACCAUGGCCACCGUGGGCCUCUCGCAGCACCUGUUCGACUCCGCCCUCCUGCUGCUGCAGAAAGCCGGCGCCCUCAACCUGGACAUCACAGGGCAACUGGGGUCAGAUGACAACCUGCUGAACACCUCCAUGCUGGGCCUGCUCAUCCCUGAGGUGGCCCGCCAGUUCCCCGAGCCCAUGCCCGUGGUGCUCAAGGUGCGGCUAGGUGCCACGCCUGUGGCCACGCUCCAUCCCAACAACGCCACACUGAGGUUGCAGCCCUUUGUGGAAGUCCUGGCCGUGGCCUCCAACUCGGCUUUCCAUUCCCUCUUCUCCCUGGAUGUGGUGGUAGACCUGAGCCUCCAGCUCUCUGUGUCCAGGGCGAAGCUCCAGGGGACCACGUCUGUGCUGGGGGACAUCCGGCUCAAGGUGGCCUCCUCCAAUGUGGGCGUCAUUGAUACGGAUCAAGUGCAUGCACUCACGGGCAGCGUGUUUGAGGAGCCCCUGCUGAAACACCUCAAUGCUCUCCUGGGCAUCGGAAUUGCCCUCCCCAGCGUGGUCAACCUCCACUAUGUCACCCCCGAGGUCUCUGUCUACGAGGGCUACGUCGUGAUAUCCAGUGGACUCUUCUACCUGCACUGAGACAGGAUGACUGCGAGGGCUGAGAGUGUGCCAGCUUGCUGCUCUGGGGACACUCUGACCUUACGCCAUGGGAGAAACUGAGGCAAAGCCACACUCAGCUAUCGCCAGCAAGCCAGACUGCCUAGCCAAGCUGUUUAAUCUUCGCUGAGUGCCUGGGUCCCCCUCUCUCACUUCCUCCCCAACUCUCCUCUUCCUCUUCCCUCACCUCUCUGCUCCUUCCUCUGUCCCCUCCUGGUGGGGAGCACACUGCUCCUCCAGGCUGUGUAGACCUCCCGUCUUGCAUUAAACAACUUCUUUUGAGCUGCAACUU